Molecule: messenger RNA, 2622 nt
Organism: Solanum tuberosum (potato)
Lineage: Eukaryota; Viridiplantae; Streptophyta; Magnoliopsida; Solanales; Solanaceae
Exons: 6
Coding region: 1-2622 (873 amino acids)
Biological process (GO): DNA integration
Molecular function (GO): nucleic acid binding; RNA-DNA hybrid ribonuclease activity
Source: RefSeq, a predicted model, not a curated record
AUGGCCAAAGCAUGUAAUGAUGAGUACGAGGAAUAUGAAGAAGAAAAUAAGGUACCCGAACAUGUUACUGAGGAGUUUCAACAAUUCGAGAAUCAACACAAGCCAAAUCUUGAAGAAACUGAAACUGUGAAUCUCGGAGAUGAGGAAUGUGUUAAAGAAGUCAGAAUCAGUGUCCAUCUGACUGAAGCCCAAAAAAGAGACCUGAUUCAUUUGCUCAGGGAGUAUAUUGAUGUAUUUGUCUGGUCUUAUAAAGACAUGCCAGGGCUGAGCACGAAUAUGGUGUCCCACAAGUUGCCGAUCAAUCCAGAUUUUAAUCCAGUAAAACAAAAGACUCGAAAAUUCAUGUCUGAGUUGAUUUUGAAGAUCAAAGAAGAGAUUACAAAGCAGAUCGAGUCCCAAGUAGUGGAAGUGACGCGGUAUCCGACUUGGUUAGCUAAUCUUGUUCCGUCAUUUGUGGAUUGUUAUGCUGGUUACCACCAGAUCCUGAUGGACGAAGAAGAUGUAGAAAAGACAGCUUUCAUCACUCCAUGGGGUGUAUAUCAUUAUCGGGUGAUGCCUUUUGGUCUCAAGAAUGUCGGUGUUACUUAUAUGAGGGCCAUGACAACCAUAUUUCACGAUAUGAUUCACAAGGAGAUCGAGGUGUAUGUAGAUGAUGUCAUAAUCAAGUCCCGCGAGAGUUCGGAUCAUUGGACUCAUUUGAGGAAGUUCUUUGAUCGCUUGCACCGAGACAAUUUGAAGUUAAAUCCCUCCAAGUGUGCUUUUGGAGUGCCAGCUGGCAAGUUGUUGGGAUUUAUAGUUAGCAGGAGGGGCGAUCCAGGAAUUACCUCCUCCGAAGAGCAAGAAAGAGAUGCCUCGACCAAGUGGACCGAAGAAUGUCAAACUGCUUUUGAUACCAUCAAGAACUAUUUGUCCAAUCCGCCGGUGUUGGUCCCUUCGCGAGAAGGGAUUCCAUUAUUGCUAUAUUUGUCUGUCUCAGAUAACACAUUAGGAUGCGUGCUUGGUCAACAUGACGAAACUGGGAAGAAAGAGCAAGCCAUUUAUUACUUGAGCAAAAGGAUGGACCCUUUGAAGUAUAUUUUUCAGAAAGCAAUGCCGAUCGAGAAGUUGGCUAAAUGGCAAAUGCUUUUGAGUGAAUUUGACAUCGUGUACGUGACUCAGAAGGCGAUAAAGGCACAAGCCUUAGCCGAUCAUCUUGCAGAGAAUCCAGUUGAUGAGGAGUAUGAACCACUCAAGACUUAUUUUCCUGACGAGGAAGUUUCAUUUGUGGGUGAAGAUAUUUAUAAAGUGUACCCCGGAUGGAGAGUAUUCUUUGAUGGAGCGGCGAAUCAUCAAGGGAAAGGUAUCGGAGCAGUCUUAGUGUCAGAAUCUGGUCAACACUAUCCUAUGGCGGCUAAACUCCUAUUUGAUUUCACGAACAACAUGGCAAAAUACAAAACUUGCAUCCUCGGUCUGAAGAUGACAAUUGAUAUGAACGUUCACGAGCUGUUGGUUAUCGGAGAUUCAGAUCAAGGAGAAUGGGCCGUAAAGAACCCAAAGAUCACGUCGUAUGUGCAGUAUAUACGGAAGUUGUGCAAGAGACUUCGCAAGAUUGAAUUCAGGCACACUCCCAGGACACAAAAUGAGUUGGCCGAUGCUCUCGCCACCAUUGCCUCAAUGAUUAAACAUUCAGAUACAAGUUAUAUUGAUCCUUUUGAUAUAGAGGUAAAAGAGCAGCAUGUUCAUUGUUCACAUGUUGAAGCAGAACCAGAUGGUUUGCCUGGGUAUUUUGACAUCAAAAGGUAUUUAGAGACCGAAACUUAUCCUGAGAAUGCAACGUUCAAUCAGAAGAAGUCGAUACGCCGUAUGACUCUCAAUUUCUUUGCAAGUGGGGAAAUCUUUUAUAGGAGGACUCCAAAUUUAGGUCUUCUCAAAUGUGUUAAUGCUAGUGAAGCUGCAAAGCUUCUUGAACAGAUACAUGUUGGAGUUUGUGGUACUCAUAUGAAUGGGCUGACUUUAGCGAGGAAGAUCCUCCGAGCCGGUUAUUUCUGGAUGACUAUGGAACAUGAUUGCUGCAAGUUCGGUGUACCAGAGUUUAUCAUUACUGAUAAUGGAACGAAUCUCAAUAGUCACUUGAUGAGAGAGAUAUAUGAACAAUUCAAGAUUACUCACCGAAAUUCGACCGCAUAUCGUCCCCAAAUGAACGGAGCUGUAGAAGCCGCCAACAAGAACAUAAAGAAGAUUCUGAGGAAAAUGAUUGACAAUCAUAGAGGUUGGCACGACAUGUUUCCAUAUGCUUUGUUGGGUUACAGAACGACUGUCAAGACGUCGAUUGGAGCUACUCCAUACUUAUUAGUAUAUGGAACAGAAGCAGUCAUACCUACGGAAGUUGAGAUACCUUCAUUAAGAAUCAUCCAAGAAGUUGAAUUGAGUGAUGCGGAUUGGAUUCGCAAGCGGAUUGAUCAGUUAACAUUGAUUGAUGAGAAGAGAAUGGUUGUUGUUUGUCAUGGUCAACUUUAUCGACAGAGAAAGAUUCGUGCUUUCCACAAAAGAGUAAGAGCCAGAAUAUUUGAAGUGGGUCAGUUGGUUCUCAAACGCAUUUUUCCUCAUCAAGCUGAGUACAAAGGGAAAUUUGCACCAAAUUGA